AUGGACCUUUCGAACUUUUUGAAUCCAGCGGAGGAGGGAAUGCAAGAGGUGGAGGAAGGCUUAGAUGAGGACACAAUUCUACAGGAGGCGAUGGCUCCAUAUAUACAGGUUUCCGAUGCUCAAGAUGAUGACGAUGAGGAGCCCCAGCAUCCUGUGCUCACCACACAGAAUGCUGUACAAGCCCUCCAAGUUCUGAUUGAGUUCUCAGAAUCUGAGAAUAUUAGUGCCGUUGAACGGGAUAACGAGAAAACUAUUGACCACGCUGACCCAGAGCCGGUCGACGUCAUCCACCUUGCUGAUACUUACAUGUAUCUCGUCGAUUAUUAUCACCCGAAACUCAUGGAAGAUCUCUACUGGACAGAUGUUGAAGGCUUCUUCACUCCAGAUGAGGACGGAGACUUUGAAUUUGGCUUGACAGUCAACAGAACCGGCAAACUUUUCCUGUGA
This is a messenger RNA of Pseudogymnoascus destructans, 447 nucleotides long. RefSeq lists its product as uncharacterized. The transcript has 2 exons. The record is from RefSeq and is a predicted model, not a curated record. NCBI's taxonomy places the organism in Eukaryota, Fungi, Ascomycota, Leotiomycetes, Thelebolales, Thelebolaceae. The coding region runs from base 1 to 447 and encodes 148 amino acids.